UCUUCGAAUCACCUUGUUGUUCGGCUCUAUGUUACUGUAGUCUGGCACUCUGUGUUGUAUGUCAAACCUAUUGCGUUGAUUUCUCGAAAAGUUAGGAAAUGGUUAAUGCCAAGUGUCUUAUAUGUUUUUGUACUCAACAAUCUAAAUUAGGAAAAGGACGGAAGUUCUACAAAAUACCAGAGUACACUAAAUGUGAUAGGUUUUCUGAUGGUGACAAAGUUCUCAUUGAAAAAAGAAGAAGACUUUGGAUGCAACUUGUAGAAAAAAACUUACAUGGAAGAAGUUGCAACUAUUUUGUGUGUUCACAUCACUUUGUCUCAGGUAAACCUGCAUAUUUGUAUUCAACGAAUGACAUUGAUUGGGUUCCAACGAUCAAUUUAGGCUCCCUUGGACAAGAUACCCAGUUGUUGUCCCUACCUACAGAUGAUUCUUUGGUAAAUGCUAAUGCAUCAGUGCAACAUGAAUGUGAAACACAACAGGAAAAAACUAGCUCAAGUCCAACUAUUGAGUUGGGUAGUGCAUCACAUUGUUUGGAUGCGAAUUUAUCAGUAGGUGAUGAAACUGCAUCAGCAACUACUGAUGAACAUGAGGAAACUACAAAUGACACUUACACCUUAAAUGGCCACAUAGUUGAAGACACAUCUUUAAAUGUAGACGUAGUUGAAGACACAUCUUAUAUUUCAUCAAUUAAUGAUACCGGUCCUAAUGCUACUACAGUCUACACAGAUGGAAUUACUACUACUGAAGAAUGUUUGCGUCAAUUGCAUGCUGUAGCUGAUUUCUGUUCAACGCAAGUAGUUGCAUUUUCGCUGAGCAAAACAAUACAAGAAUUGUUGUCACUACUGACUAGUGUUUUAUAAUACAAAUCACGGUCCUCUUCAA
Messenger RNA from Daphnia magna, 882 nucleotides. RefSeq lists its product as uncharacterized. The record is from RefSeq and is a predicted model, not a curated record. The coding region runs from base 99 to 860 and encodes 253 amino acids. The transcript has 4 exons. Lineage: Eukaryota; Metazoa; Arthropoda; Branchiopoda; Diplostraca; Daphniidae.